Durio zibethinus is the source of this 1600-nucleotide messenger RNA. Its product is annotated as peter Pan-like protein. Gene Ontology annotation, molecular function: rRNA binding. Lineage: Eukaryota; Viridiplantae; Streptophyta; Magnoliopsida; Malvales; Malvaceae. Gene Ontology annotation, cellular component: preribosome, large subunit precursor. Gene Ontology annotation, biological process: rRNA processing; ribosomal large subunit assembly. The record is from RefSeq and is a predicted model, not a curated record.
AAUACCCAGCCGAUUAAACCCUGUUUCUCAUUCAAAUCCGCUGACUCCAUUAAACCAGCGGCCUGCGGCGUCUCCGUCCUUCCACAGAGUCUGAGCCAUGGCUCGUUUCAAUAACGUUUUUUUGUUCUUGUAUUUUUGGGGUUGGUUUGGUUUAAUCAUUGUCCGAUGUCUGAAUAAGAAACAGAGAAAGAAGAAGGUUUUCGUGAAGCCAAUUGUGAAAAAGCAGCAGAAAAAGCAACCAAAUGUGGACCAUAUCACAGGGAAUAAAAUCCCAAAGAGUUUUGUGUUUUCGAGAGGGAAGCUGCCUGGUCCGCUUAGGCAACUUCAAAUGGACUUGAGAAAAUUGAUGCUUCCUUAUACUGCUCUCAAACUCAAGGAGAAGAGGAGGAACAAUCUGAAAGAUUUUUUGAAUGUUGCAGGGCCAAUGGGUGUAACCCACUUCCUCAUUUUAUCCAAAACUGAAACUUCACCUUUCCUGAGGGUUUCAAAGACCCCUCAAGGCCCUACUCUUACGUUUAAAAUAUAUGGGUAUUCGUUGGCUGUUGAUAUUGCACAAUCUCAGUUGCGCCCUAGAUGUCCUCAGGAUCUUUUCAAAAAUUCUCCUUUGAUUGUUCUGUCUGGCUUUGCUGCAGGAGAUGAACAUUUAAAGCUCACGACUACCAUGUUCAAGAACAUCUUUCCAGAUAUUGAUAUCAACACUGUUAAACUCUCUUCUUGCCAAAGGAUUGUGUUACUUAAUUACAAUAAAGACACAAAGCUUAUUGAUUUUCGACAUUAUUCUAUCAGACUACAGCCUGUUGGCGUCUCCCGUAGAAUCAGAAAAUUUGUGCAGAAUCAUCAAGUACCUGAUCUUAGGAAUCUUCAAGAUGUGAGCGACUUUGUCACUAAAGCUGGCUAUGGAUCAGAAAGUGAAGCAGAUGAGGAAGCUGCAACAGUUACUCUGAUUAGUGAUCUUAGUCGAGUUAAUCGAGCUUCUACAAAAAGUGCUGUCAAGCUUCAAGAAAUUGGACCUAGAAUGACUCUCCAACUCAUCAAAAUUGAGGGUGGACUAUGUUCUGGUGAAGUUAUGUUCAGUGAAUAUGGAAAUGGUGGCAAUAAGGAAAAGCCAGGAAGUCGGGAUGGUAAUGAAAGGGAAGAUAGUGAGAACGACAACAAAAUGGAAGAUAGUGAUGAAGAUAAUGAAGCGGAGGAUAAUGAGGAAGAUACUGAAGAAAGUGAAGAAGAUAACGAAGAAGAUUAGUUUAGCAAAGUGGAAAGACACACAACUUUCAUUUCCUCAUUAAAUGACAUGACAAUUAUAAUUAGUGAUGUUCUUUACAUAGGGAAGGUGCUCACCUAAAGUGAGAGAGAUCCUCCAUCAUAAGAGGAUCCGAUUUGCUUCCAUGACCGUUAGCCUUUUACCUUUCCUUUUUCCUUUCCUGCUUUGCUUUGUCUUUUCCUCUUGAAUUUUUGCUUACAUUUGUUGUAGAAGAUCCAUAGAUUUUGAUAUGAGAAAGAUAAAAUGCACUUGGUGUCAAUAUUUUUAAUGUCGCUUGUACCAGUGGGAAGAGUCCUUAUGUUUAUCAGAAGCAAUAUACCUAUGAGAGGCAAAAUUGUUCCA